AUGAAAUCUGCCAUAAUCGCGGUUGUAUGUUACCCCAAAUGGCAAUGGCGCCAGGCGCUCCCAAUCCUCCUCAUGGUGGUGAUGGUGGUGUUCCAUUUGGCUCAAAUGGACUACACCGUACAUGACGCGCAAGCAAGCACUCCUGCACGCACUCAUCGGACAGGAAACCAACCUGUUGUGGGAAGGCUUGCGGUUAUCUGCCAGCAGCAUCGAGAUGGUCUGGCGCCAUGGCUAUUUGUUGGUUACUGGUACGUCUCUCAACAGGAGCUCGGUGGCGUAGCAGCUGUCGUUCCGGAGGCCUGUACAACUGAGUUCUUCCUCCCCCACCUAACACCUCCCUUCUUAGUGCCGAGGCCGCAGCUGUUCGUGUGUCGCAUGCGUGCGUCCGUCCGAGCAUUCCUUCGUUCCCCCGAACCCUUGUCCCCUAAUCUCCCACCCCACCUCUCUUCCCCUUCGCAUUACGCUGGGAAAUCUCGGACAAAGGUUCCUAAACUUGCUCUUCCUAGCGGGGAGGCCCAAUUGACCGAACAAAAGACAUCGGCGGUUCAAGAGGACAGGGUUGACAACCAUCAGCUUUAA
Messenger RNA from Echinococcus granulosus, 579 nucleotides. RefSeq lists its product as hypothetical. The record is from RefSeq and is a predicted model, not a curated record. The coding region runs from base 1 to 579 and encodes 192 amino acids. The transcript has 4 exons. Lineage: Eukaryota; Metazoa; Platyhelminthes; Cestoda; Cyclophyllidea; Taeniidae.